CAAGUUCACUUGUGCCUUCCUACCUUAGCUCCUGCUUAUACUGGUUUCCAGGUUCCUGGAGUGGAAGGACUUGUUGUAAGAAUUGUGUCAUCAGUGGACAAAAAGUUAGAAGUGAAACCACGAUUUCUUGAGAUAUUUCAGGAAGAGAACUAUCCGCUGGAGUUUCCAUAUAAAUCAAAGGUGUUAUUGUUAUUUCAGAGAAUUGAAGGUGUAGAAGUGUGCCUCUUUGGCAUGUAUGUUCAGGAAUUUGGAUCUGAAUGCCUACAGCCAAAUCAUCGCCGUGUUUAUCUCUCGUAUCUAGAUUCUGUUAAAUAUUUCAGGCCAGAGAUCAGAGCAGUGACUGGAGAGGCUCUCCGCACAUUUGUGUACCAUGAAAUUUUGAUUGGAUAUCUAGAAUAUUGCAAAAAGCGUGGUUUCACGAGUUGUUAUAUUUGGGCGUGUCCUCCAUUGAAAGGUGAAGAUUAUAUAUUAUAUUGCCACCCCGAAAUUCAGAAGACCCCAAAAUCUGACAAACUCAGAGAGUGGUAUUUAUCAAUGCUAAGAAAAGCUAAGAAGGAAAAUAUAGUUGUUGAUCUCACUAAUUUAUACGACCAUUUCUUUAUAUCCACGGGAGAAUGUAAGGCUAAAGUUACUGCAGCUCGUCUGCCUUAUUUUGAUGGGGACUAUUGGCCUGGUGCUGCAGAGGAUAUGAUUUAUCAACUUCAGCAAGAAGAGGAUGGGAGAAAGCAGCAUAAGAAGGGAACUAUAAAGAAGACCAUAACAAAAAGAGCUCUAAAAGCAUCUGGUCAAUCUGACUUGUCUGGGAAUGUAUCUAAGGAUCUGCUUCUAAUGCACAAACUCGGUGAGACAAUUUCUCCAAUGAAGGAGGAUUUUAUUAUGGUUCAUUUACAGCACGCAUGUACCCAUUGCUGCAUACUAAUGGUAUCUGGAAAUCGUUGGGAGUGCAAGCAAUGCAAGAACUUUCAGCUCUGUGACAAGUAUGGAUCUCAUCUCUCUAUAUGCUUAGAGUUGUAAAAGUUCUCUGGUUGUUUAUGCUCGUUGCAACCUUGAAUGUGGAUUGGUUAAAAGUUUACUCAGUUGUAGAUCAUGUACUGUUUUGUUUUUCCUCCACACACACACCGAAUGAAUUUAAGUCUUAGUUUAAUGCCAACUGCAUCCUUGAUUUGGUGAAAGGGAUCUGCAAUUACCAAGUGUUUCUUUAUUAGUUUAAGUAUUUUAUGCAAUCUCAGAGCCAACCAGAGAGAUCAUGUGAAGAAAGGUAUUACGUCUAUACGAGGCUAGAAAAGACACUGUAUAACGUUCAAAGCAGGAAUCAAAACAUAAAGGAAGGCAGAGGCCUUAAAUUUUUUAAAGCAACUAGCUUUUUCUGUCAUUCCUCUGUUACUCCAGAAAUGGAGUUGUGUGCUGCACGUUUUUCAAUUUUAAGUUUGAACCCCGAGCACAAAUUUUCUGGAAAUGUAGCUGUGCACUGCGCAUUCCCAGAUUCUCUAUGUCUUCUCAUUUACGAGGCUUGAACUUCUACUGUCUGCAGUACAACUCAUUGAAUGACACACCUCCACUUUGUCAUCACUGGUGUGUUUCACCAGUACAGGUGAGUUGGGAAAUGUAGUGUCAUUUGGUGGUGGUUGUGCCAUUUUGCCUCUUUGUGAGCAUGAAUUAGAUAGAUCUCCUUCUCAACUAUCCAUCUUGCUGGCAGAGAAACAAAGAACCCCCUGGCGGGGUUGCUGUCUAGGUGGGAGAUCUUUAUGGAGCAAUUUUUGGUUCCGGUGGGGAGACCUUAUCUCUCCCCCUCCCCCCCAAAACCCCCUUUAUUUUCCCUUUGUGGUGACUGGUGAAAACUAGGUAUAUUUAAUAUAUUAUUGAUUGAAGUGUCUAAAAAUUUUUAUGCUGUGAAGGUCGAGGUUAUAGAAUAAAGUUGUUCAAUAAGAGCAUCUUUAAAGACCCAAAUAAUGUGAAAAGUAUAUGAUGUGAAGAAGCUCAGUUUUUUGCUGCACCCUUCCCUGGGUAGGUUUAGCUCAAAUGGGUCCCUAGUUUUUUCAUUAUUUUUUUUAUAGCUGACAAAGAGAUGACAUAUUGAUAAAUAAAUUAAUCUUAGGAAUUUC
This is a messenger RNA of Nicotiana tabacum (common tobacco), 2102 nucleotides long. Lineage: Eukaryota; Viridiplantae; Streptophyta; Magnoliopsida; Solanales; Solanaceae. The record is from RefSeq and is a predicted model, not a curated record.